GCUACAUGUAUACUUGCAUCCAUUGAGCUCAUUAGCACCCCUGCACGCGAAUAAACUAAUUCUGUCUUAUCUGUCUAACAAAAAGCUACAACCAUGUUUUACCGUGCGGCUUACCGUUUCCCCACUACCUUACACAGGACCAGACGAUCACCUCCAGCUCGGUAUUUGCAUCAAGUUACGGCAGAUUUCCAGAACUAUGACUCAAAAGGAAAUCUAGUCACUAAAAGGGUUCCUGUCAUUGCCGGUGAUCCAGGAGAAACCUACCUUCUGGUGUAUCCAGAAGUCGGCAGCGCUUUCCGUGCUGCUGCAAAGAAAGAGCAUAUCUCUGCGCCUGUUGCGGACGUUAUACCAACAUGCAAAUUGAUGUUCUUCCAUGAAUCGCAACAUUUUGGGUUUGAGUCGCCCAGUUAUCCCCGCCUCUACGCGCCAACGUACAUCUCACGCCAAACGGAGUCAAGUAUAUCCCCUGCGACUUUGUUUCUAGAUGGGAAGAUGCAUGAAUUUGUUCUAGAUGGGACUGCAGAUGCUCAGUUUGCUUAUCAUGCAAGCGCUAGUGCACAGAAUCUCAAGCAUGUCUUGGAACAGCUGAAGGAUGUAUGA
Molecule: messenger RNA, 600 nt
Organism: Aspergillus costaricaensis CBS 115574
Lineage: Eukaryota; Fungi; Ascomycota; Eurotiomycetes; Eurotiales; Aspergillaceae
Exons: 3
Coding region: 94-600 (168 amino acids)
Source: RefSeq, a predicted model, not a curated record